Messenger RNA from Aricia agestis (brown argus), 564 nucleotides. RefSeq lists its product as uncharacterized. The transcript has 6 exons. The coding region runs from base 171 to 479 and encodes 102 amino acids. The record is from RefSeq and is a predicted model, not a curated record. Lineage: Eukaryota; Metazoa; Arthropoda; Insecta; Lepidoptera; Lycaenidae.
CGCCAUGGCUUGCACUGUAAUACAGAGAGCAGUCGUGGUAUAAAAACACCCAGCGUAAAUAGACCCCCGUUACGACGUCGAUGCGAGGAAAAUGUACUCCAAAUUACGAAUCCAGGGUUCCCUUUAAAUGGUAAUUGUCGAAGUACAUCGCUGCGCAUUUGAAGGAUUGAAUGCUCGAAGAUUAUAUUCGUGCGCGUUACGACGAAGGCUUUGAAGAUUACCCGGAAGUGGAAGACCGAGUCUUGUAUUUUUAUCGCACGCCGCUACCAAUGUACCCACGGGUGUUGCCAGUGCUGGCGCAGGAGCACACGAAAAGAACAGAAAAUAUUUUCAAGAAUCAUAUGAUAAAUAAGGAUUAUAUAGUGAACAAGUCACGUGGCAAGAGAACCUCCAAGGCUGGCUUGUCACAGCUCAUGCUGAGCAAACAUGAAGCGAGUCCUAUAAUGGAUUCCGGGCAUUUCUGUCCGUACGGCAAGUGAGGAGGAUUCGUCUGGUUAACCCACAAAUCAGGAACAGCAGAAUGCCAUACUAUAUAAAUAUUUAUUCGUUAACUCGUAAUCAACA